Brassica napus (rape) is the source of this 2918-nucleotide messenger RNA. RefSeq names its product protein DOWNSTREAM OF FLC-like. The transcript has 2 exons. The coding region runs from base 2183 to 2611 and encodes 142 amino acids. Lineage: Eukaryota; Viridiplantae; Streptophyta; Magnoliopsida; Brassicales; Brassicaceae. The record is from RefSeq and is a predicted model, not a curated record.
UCACGGCGAAGAAGAAUACGGCUUACUUUGCAAAGGAGACUUGGGGACUCCUUCCCUAGAGGCAUCCCUUCCAUGUCCCACGCAUGCAUCCUCAUCGCCACCUCAUCUUCGUACUCCUCCCUCCUUAGGCCCUGUUCGUUUCAGAACCGCUGCGGCAGCAGCAGCGACAGAAAAUAUAACAGUGAUUCUAUUAAUUAAUGGAGUGAAACGUGGGUGAAGGAGCUAUUUAGUGUCGCAGCGGCAAACAAGAGACGUCGCUGAAAAAAUUGGCGUCCAUAAAAGACGUCACGGAGUUAUCCGGAAAUCACUUCCAGCGACUAUUUCUGUUCCACCAUAGCUACUUCGCUCUUCAUUAGUGUUAAUUUUCUGGUCGCUGCCGCAGCGAUUCCGUAACGAACAGGGCCUUAAUCACAUGUUCAAAGAAUGUUUCUCAUACGGCUUCUUUGCCUGACUUGGAGGAAGGAGAGUUCCGUGUUGACUUAUCGGCUUUCCAGACUUGGGGACUCUCUGGCGCUUUCUCUUUUGUGGACUAUUUUGUUUGUAUUUAAGACGUGUAGUGGCUGUCAUCGGUUCCUCUGGGCCCAAUAAGUCUUGUUCAUAAGAUCAAUUGCUGCUAAUGUAACCGACCAUCAAAUGGACAAGACUUUUACUAAUCCCGCGGUCACUUUCACCUUCCAAGUACCAACGUUUUUCCUGUUAUUAUAAGCCACGGUUAACGUCAAAACUGAAUUUAAUCAAGACAAAAUUAAUUAGUCAUCACUAUUUAUAAUUUUUAUUUAAAUUAAAUAAUACUGUACAUAACCAACCUACGAUACAAAAUCAUGGAUCAACAUGGUAUGGAAAAGCCAUUACGCAAUUUGAAGAGGAAAUUUAAUAAUUUUUAUCUAAUAAAAACAUAUUGUUUUCUUGGUCUUCUACUUAAAAAUAAAAAUCAACGCCUUUGAUUCAGUCUAGAAAACUCUGUGAAAACGAUUUUUUUUGUUAUUUUUGAAUGAAUGUUAAAUUUAUUCUGAUCAAAUUUUUUUUUUACAACCUAUGUAACUUUGUUUGAGUUGUGUUUAUAGAAACUAUUUAAAAAACUGAUUCUAAAGCUCUCAUCUUCUCUCAUCAGCUUGUAAACCAAGCCUGCAAGUGUGUGUCAAAGCUGCCAUUUGCAGAGCCUCGGAGUGAGUCAAUGCGGUCCCUGACAAGUCUGUCUAUGUAGUUACUAAGGCGGCCUCGAUCUUGUAGAUGUUCACCAUGUUUUGUUCUUUUCACGUAGACUGAAGAAAUGAUAAACUAAUAACUAGUGAAAAUAAUCCUGAAAAUAACAAUCUAUACUUGUCCAAAAAAAUAAACCGUAGCUCGAAACAUAGAGGUUGUCAAUGUUCACCUGUAACUAUGUAGUUACUAAGGCGGCCUCGAUCUUGUGGAUGUUCACCAUGUUUGGAUUUUGCAUCUCUUGCCGGCCAAGCAAUCAUUGUCAAUGCCUUCUCCUGACUUUGUUAACUGUUUUUCUUUAGCGGUUGUACCGUCGACGAUUAUGUGUGUAGUCCUACUCCGGCAACUUCUCUGCACUUCAGUGUCACUGCAACGUCGGGAGAUCCAUGCAUUUUCAGAGACGGUUUUCAAUUGUUCUCAAAACCCAUUGGUUGGGUUCUUCAACGUCAAUGUCGACUUUUGUAUGUUCUUUCAAACGCGGGCUUUAGGACAACAAGCGAAGAUUUUCUACGGGGUUCUUUUUUCCUUAGCCACAUCUAUCUUUUUUAUGUUUUAGUUAUGUUUGCUUAUCAUUUUACCGUCGAAUAUCUCUUCGGUUGUAAUCGACUUAGCCCAUUGGGCGUUUAAUUUUAAUAUAAGCAUUGGUUGUUAAAAAAAAAAGCUUAAAACGUAGACUAGAAUUAACAAGAACCGUACGAGUUAGACAUGUGGAGGAGGCAACACAAACUCUAUCCACAUUUGCCGUAGAAGGCGGAGGAGGAGCCGCAAUUGGAUCUAGCCGACACUAAGCAAGCUUUUUUUUUAAUUCGCACACGAUGCGAUACACUUACAUCUUUGAUACAUGUGCCUUUCAGCUUCCUUCUUAUAUAUACUAGGUAGCUCGCAAAUAAUUAAUUCACAAAACCCCUUCACAAGCAACAAACUCUCAAAAAAAAAAACAAACUCCAAAAAUUAUAGUAUCAUUCUUCAGUUGUUUAUGUAGAUGGCUAGAUCAUAUACACCUCUGCUCGCCGUGAUGUGUGUUUUGCUACUGCCACUUGCGGCCAUGGCGGCUGGAACACCAUUUCAUAUAGAAGGAUGUGUUUACUGCGACACUUGCCGCUUUGGAUUUGAGACAAUCCUCACCAAAUAUAUCACCGGGGCAAAAGUGAAAAUAGUGUGCAAAGACAGUGUGACAUUGAAAUCGGAGGUUGUCGGUGAGGCGGUGACAGGACGCCGAGGAAGAUACAGAGUUGCCGUCGAAGGAGACCGACAGGACCAGCAAUGUCUGGCGGUGCUCGUCAAUAGUCCUAUCUCCAACUGCCAAUUCCCUGAUCCUGGUCGCAACACUGCCACCGUAAUCCUCACACGUUCUAACGGUAUCGCCUCUACUCGCCACUUCGCCAAUGCCAUGGGCUUCUUCCGGGACUAACCACUCCGUGGUUGUGCCAGUCUCCGCAAACACUACCUCCGGUGAUUAUUGAGCUAUUUGAGUCAUUUGACUCACCUUAUGUUCAUGCAACAAAAACAAAAUGUUGAUUUUUUUUUUGUGCGUAAUACUCUAGUUGAGUCUCUAGACACAUAUAAGAAACUAUAUAAAAUAAACUUGCAAUUUUAACUUUUCUGUUGUGAUGUUAAUGAAGAAGAGAAAUUUAUAAACAAUUUCAUCGUCCUUGCCUAAUGUUUGGCAUUAUUCAUACUUCAGCUGUGAUAGACUGAUAUCUAUUUCUAUGUUGGCU